CUCUGUGUAUCCUCACGAUUCACUGUUACUGAUAACCGUCCGAUCUGCCCUGAACCGAGCUGGUUCCCCGCAGCCUACAAGUCUGCCUCUCCAUCCCUCAAGCUACAUCGCCUGCCUGGAGGCCACUUGCAAAUGCGUCGGGCCGCCCUCCAACUUUUUCGUCCUGCCCGUCGCCCAUGCCUGCGUAAACUCACUCGAAGUCGAACCUCUGCCUUCUGCCUCAGCACGCAUGGCCUAGCGUACAGGACGGUUUCCAGUCGCUCACGAGCAUCGGUAGCCACUGUGCUCAAAUCGUCCAUGCAGCUUCGAUCAUUCACGGGAGCUUUGGUAGCUGCUGCUGUAGCGUCAGGUGCUUUUUACGCCUACAGAGGGAACGCAACAUCAGGUGUUGCUUCACCAUUCGUAGAUCAGACCAGGGAAGCAAGUACCAAGGCGGAGCCAACACGACGAGCGCUUGUAGUUGGACAAGGCUCUCUCUAUACUGGAACUAUCACGGGUGACGGUCCUCUAUCUAAGGAAACAGACGAUUACGGCAGGAAGGUUUUGGAAAUGUUGACACCAGAGCAAGCGACACAGAAGUUACGCAAGAACGAAGAGUCAUGGCUAGUUGGACGGGGACAGGGUGUAGUACGCUACGAUGUUGUGCAGAUUCCUAGCAACGACCCCAUCGAGGAUGAUCAUGCCGAGAAAAUCAUUGAAGUACCUCAGAACAUUGCAGCCACAGAGAAUGGUGCAGCUGCCAGCGACUGGAUGUUUUGGGGAGUUUUCGAUGGUCACAGCGGCUGGGUGACAUCCGCAAAGCUUCGACAGACUUUGAUUUCUUUCGUCGCGCGCGAGCUCAAUACUACCUACAAAUCUGCCACCGAGGACUCCUCCCUUCGCCUACCUACCCCCGAGUCUAUUGACAAGGCUAUUAAAACUGGCUUCCUUCGCCUUGACAAUGAAAUUGUACACGAGUCGGUUGCGAAGGUGAAGAAGGCUCAAUCCAAGCUCGCCGCUGCCGAGCUGCUUGCGCCAGCGCUCUCUGGAUCUUGCGCUUUGCUUUCGUUCUACGACAGUAGAUCGAAGCUUCUCAGAGUUGCUUGCACAGGUGAUUCUAGAGCUGUGCUUGGCCGUCGUGGAUCGAAUGGCAAAUGGACAGCAACACCACUCUCAGAGGAUUUAACUGGUGGUACACCAAGCGAAGAAGCCCGAUUGCGAAGAGAACACCCAGGGGAGCCUAAUGUUGUUAGAAACGGACGUAUCCUCGGUGGACUCGAGCCUAGUCGUGCAUUCGGCGAUGCCUACUACAAGUGGUCGCUCAAAACUAACGAGGAGUUGAAGAAGUCUUACUUUGCUCGGUCUCCUUCCUCGCUGCUCAAGACUCCCCCCUAUGUCACUGCUGAACCGGUGGUCACUACCACCAAAAUGGAGCCUGAGAAGGGCGACUUCGUCGUCAUGGCUACAGAUGGGUUGUGGGAGAUGUUGACUAACGAGGAAGUCGUAGGGCUCGUUGGUCAAUGGCUCGAUGCCCAGGGUGGAGCCAAUGGACAAAACGCGCAAUCCCAGUCUUGGCUCAAGAGCUGGUUUUCCUCACAGAAAACCUUACCUGUGGAACAGAAAGGAGGCAGUGGUGAUACUUCCGGCCAGCGUGCUCCCAUUCGCCAACAACAAUGGGGCACAAAGACCUCUCUGAAUGAGCGUUUUGUUACAGAAGAUAAAAACGCUGCUACCCACCUUGUCAGGAACGCUCUGGGUGGAAACGAUCAAGAUCAGCUCUCGGCUCUGCUGACCCUCCCCAGUCCAUUCUCUCGGCGCUACAGAGAUGACUUGACUGUGGAAGUCAUUUUCUUCGGCGACAGCCCUAACACUGGCAACGUAACUCUUAACAAGGAAGCUAGUGCAUCCGUCCCCGAAGUCAAGUCCAAGCUAUGAAGAGUAGAUACAUACCCUGCCUUUCUGAUCAGCAUCGCAUCGUUUCCAGCAUGGCGUUUCGGGCUAGGCACCUGAGGAGGUUUCCGGAACCUUGGGAUAAAGACGCCUUUUGAGCAUGGCGUUAUCUUCAAUCUGAUUGUUCAGGCGAAUUACAUUGUAGGGCCACCCCAUUCUAUGAUGAGCGGUCUGAGUGGAAGUGAAACAAGAACAUUACGAUGCUUCGGUGCCCAUGUGACAGCCACAUUAAUGUUAUCACCUGCCGCUUACAGGCCACCCACCCAGGGCUGACCUGAACUUCGAUAAGCCAGGUCACAUUGAUUCUGAUGACUAGGAGUCUACUGAUGAGUUGUUAUGAGCAUUCGAAUGAUUAGACCCGAAAGGCUAUGAUAAGGACUGAAUUAGUGUUUGUGUAUUACUCAUGAACUAUCCAAUGUUGCUAUCUUACCACUGAAUGAAAGAAACGAUGUCCUUGAGCAUGUCUUCCG
Molecule: messenger RNA, 2399 nt
Organism: Aaosphaeria arxii CBS 175.79
Lineage: Eukaryota; Fungi; Ascomycota; Dothideomycetes; Pleosporales
Product: phophatase 2C family protein-like protein
Exons: 3
Coding region: 133-1914 (593 amino acids)
Biological process (GO): protein dephosphorylation
Molecular function (GO): protein serine/threonine phosphatase activity
Source: RefSeq, a predicted model, not a curated record